AUGCCUGUCCAAAGCACACAUCCGGCCGAAAAUUUGUCCGACUUGGUGGACGAGGACGUGCGUGCGGUCCUGCUAAAAGCGCCGCCGACAUUGCUCAUAGAAGAUCCCGUGUACCACAACCGACUCACCGAACUGCGCAACGACUACAGAUACGCCUAUGUGGUCCAGUGGAUUUAUCUUCUGCGUCAUCUGGUGAAAAUCACAGAGAAUUUCGAUGUGGAGACGUUUGAGGAGGAGCUACUGAGCAUUGCGAGCCCCGUUUUUGUGAACGCAUUUAUCGCCCGGAUGGUCCAGUAUCUGGCCAAUUUCAAGCUGGACAAUUUUGAUUCGCAGGUCAACGACGCGUUGAACCAGGUCUCCGCACGCUACUACGAGGAGUACGACCCAAUAGACUUUUUUGCGCUUGAUUUGAUCGGCAAAACCGAGCUGUUUUACAAUUUGAUCCAGCUGGCCAAUACCAAAAGCAUAGAUAAUUUCCGCAAAAGCGUGGACCAGUACGCCAAACCGCAGCACGAUUUGCGGCUGGAACCCGUGUACGCGUACACAGAGGACCGCGAGCUGAACGAGUGGUUUGUUUUGGAAGACUCGCGUGUCUAUUAUCGCAAAACAGAGUAUCCGCCAAUGGAGGUGCCUAAAAAGCGGGCGGACGCCAAAAAGAGAAUUGGUAAUCCUGCUGAGACGUUUGGCGAUAUUGAGCCGGUGUUGGUGGAGUGGCGGUGCGAGACGGCCGGGAUCUACCAGUUUGAUCAGUAUUUGAAGGGGCUGAAACAGAAGGGCGGCAAAAAAAACGUCGUCGCAUGA
Messenger RNA from Ogataea parapolymorpha DL-1, 801 nucleotides. RefSeq lists its product as uncharacterized. NCBI's taxonomy places the organism in Eukaryota, Fungi, Ascomycota, Pichiomycetes, Pichiales, Pichiaceae. The transcript has a single exon. The coding region runs from base 1 to 801 and encodes 266 amino acids. The record is from RefSeq and is a predicted model, not a curated record.